Molecule: messenger RNA, 897 nt
Organism: Durusdinium trenchii
Lineage: Eukaryota; Dinophyceae; Suessiales; Symbiodiniaceae
Source: the annotation of a GenBank genome assembly
AUGCGCUAUUGCUGGGACAACAGCAGCUGGGCUCUUGCAAAAUGGGGACUUGAGCUUCAGCGAUCUCAAGGAUUCAAGACCCACGGCCUGAAUUUCUGUGGCACCUACAUAAUUUGCCUCUCAGAUGCUGACUUGGUGCAGGAGGUUUUUGAGGGAGAUCCACACAGGUUUACAAAGAACUUCAACGAUUUGCCUUUGGGUGGCGAUCUCCUCGAGUACAGCUUCAAAGAUGGGCUCUUCACAGUGAACACAGACAAUCCAGCUUGGCAGGUGGCCCAUCGGAUUCUCAUCUCGCCCUUCUCUGUUCGAGGUGUUCGUGGCAUCAUGCCGAUGAUGUGCGACCAAGCCGACCUCUUGAUCAAGGCGAUGAAGCGUGACGUGGGAUACGGCGGGACCACCUACAUCGACACUUGGGUGGUGAAGAUGGCCUUCGAAACCAUUGCAGUGUGCGGAUUGGGCACGUCUUUCGGAUGCUUUGAGAACGCCGAGAUCAAUCCCUUUGUGAAGCACUUGAACGAGGUCGUGGAGUCUCUGGAUGUUCUCGGGCGUUGGCCACCAUUCUUGAGGCGCAUUUUCUGUCGCCAGCGCUUGCAAAGCUACAUUGACAGCUCUGCAAGUGUACGACGGACUUGCAUGGAGAUUCUGCAGCGUCGAAAGAGUGAGGAGCACAAGGAGUCGCACAAGGACCUCUUGGACAGGAUGCUAUCGGAUGCAGAUCCCAAAACUGGGCAAAAGAUGUCCGAGGAGUCGGUGGUGGACAACCUCCUCACGUUCCUGUUUGCUGGUCAAGACUCCACUGCUGCAGCCAUGGCUUCAUGCCUUUGCUAUUUGUGUGCGAAUCCCACGUGCAAGGAGCGACUGCUGCGGGAGAUCGAUGAAGUGGUUGGAAAGGAUUAG